Molecule: messenger RNA, 4746 nt
Organism: Bacidia gigantensis
Lineage: Eukaryota; Fungi; Ascomycota; Lecanoromycetes; Lecanorales; Ramalinaceae
Exons: 3
Coding region: 1-4746 (1581 amino acids)
Biological process (GO): transmembrane transport
Cellular component (GO): membrane
Molecular function (GO): ABC-type transporter activity; ATP hydrolysis activity; ATP binding
Source: RefSeq, a predicted model, not a curated record
AUGACUUUUCCCACUUUUAACCAAAAUGCCGCAGGAGAUGCUCCUGAAGCGUGGCCUCUAGGUCCUCUCAACAGCACUCACGAGUACACCCCAGAACCUGUCGGUGGGAACUUCCCGGGCUAUCAAACCUCCUAUCCUGCGAUAGAACCCUCUCCCUCCACAUCCACUGCAAUGCCCUCGGCUGCAGGGCAACGUCCCGAGGAAAUGCAACAUGGCAAUUCUCCAUCAGAGUCCAACGACUCGUCAUACUCCUCGAGAUCUAGCGUUUCCAGUAUGGCCUCCAAUGGGCCUCUCAAGAAGGAGCCGCAGCUGUCCCAAAGGGACUCGGAGAGUCUGGAGGAAAGUCUUGAAAGAGCCAAGGCAGAAGUAGCUCGAGGCUUCGCCCCAAUCAGAACGAGCACCUAUCUAUCUGCCGGCAAGAGGGAGAGCCUCCGUUCCAGAAUUUCAAGGGAGGUGACAGAAGACGACUUAUAUAAAGUCUUGACGAGAAAAAGGACCAGUACAGGCAGCAAGCGUGCAUCAUUCGUCUCAAAAGAGCAGUCCGUCGAAGCUGAAGAGGACCAGGCCGAGGUAGAAAGGCUAAUGUCACGUAUGUUUGGAAGUGAUCGUCGGGCGCAAUCCGAAGACGAAAAGACCCGUCAUGUCGGUGUCAUAUUCAGGAACCUCACCGUCAAGGGCAUGGGACUAGGGACGGUGCUCCAACCAACCUUUGGCGACCCAUUCAUGGGCCUUCCUCGCUUGCUCAAAGCCUUGAUCGCUGGUGGCUCGCAGGCACUCGGUGGAAAGCCACCAGUCAGAACAAUCAUCAAUGACUUUACUGGCUGUAUAAAGCCGGGAGAAAUGCUGCUCGUCCUCGGCCGUCCAGGUUCUGGUUGCUCCACAUUCCUCAAGACGCUUGCCAAUCAACGGUUUGGAUACGUAAGUGUGGACGGCGACGUGACAUACGGGGGCUCAGAUGCAAAGACAAUGAAUAAGCACUAUCGUGGCGAAGUGCUCUACAAUCCUGAAGACGACCUACACUACGCUACAUUAAGCGUGCAGAACACCUUGAAAUUCGCACUCAAGACACGGACUCCUGGCAAGGCGUCUCGUAAUGAAGGUGAGACGCGCAGUCAGUAUAUUGCUGAGUUUCUCCGCGUAGUCUCGAAGCUCUUCUGGAUUGAACAUACUUUGAAUACGAAAGUAGGAGACGCGAUGAUUCGUGGUGUGUCAGGGGUGAGAAGAAACGAUACUCAAUGCUGGGAUAAUUCAACGCGAGGCCUCGACGCUAGCACAGCGCUGGAGUACGUCCAAUCAUUGCGGGCUCUCACAAACAUGGCCCACAUAUCAACCGCCAUCGCGCUCUAUCAAGCUGGAGAGAGCUUGUAUGAGCUAUUCGAUAAAGUCGUGCUGAUUGAUGAGGGACGCUGUCUCUACUACGGCCCCACUCAUGAGGCGGCAGCAUACUUUGAAGGACUCGGCUUUGAAAGACCACAACGCUGGACCACGGCAGACUUCCUCACAUCUGUUACCGACCCCCAUGAGCGACAAAUUCGUCCAGGUUUCAGGAAUAGGAUUCCUCGCUCCACAGAAGAAUUCGAAACUGCGUACAAGAAGAGCCAAGUGUAUGAGAAGAAUCUACUGGACAUUCAAUCGUUGGAACAAGAGCACGAGCAACAGCGGCAAAAAAGACUAGAGGCACAGACAAAAGCAACCAAGGAGAAAAAUUACACUUUGUCAUUCCCCAAGCAAGUCUGGGCUUGCACGCAUCGACAGUUCUUGAUCAUGUUUGGUGACCGGCUCUCCCUUGGUGGCAAAUGGGGUGGAAUAAUUUUCCAAUCUCUAAUCGUUGGCUCACUAUUCUACAACUUGCCUAGCAAUGCCAAUGGGGUCUUCACCAGGGGUGGCGUCUUGUUCUUCGUUCUCCUUUUCAAUACACUACUCGCUCUAGCUGAGCUGACCUCAGCAUUCAGUAGUAGACCUAUCUUGCUGAAACAUAAAAGCUUUUCCUUCUACCGACCCGCAGCUUACGCGAUUGCGCAAACAGUUGUUGACAUGCCGCUUGUCUUCAUCCAAGUAUUCCUCUUUGACAUUGUGGUCUACUUCAUGGCAAACCUCUCUAGGACGGCUUCGCAAUUCUUCAUUAGCUUGCUCAUACUUUGGGUUCUGACCAUGAGCAUGUAUUCGCUCUUCAGAGCCAUCGGCUCAUUGUGCAAAUCUCUGGACGUGGCUACUCGUCUUACGGGUGUUGCCAUGCAAAUUUUGAUCGUCUACACUGGAUACCUGAUUCCACCUUCAAAGAUGCACCCUUGGUUCAAAUGGCUCAUGUGGAUCAAUCCAGUCCAAUAUGGGUUCGAAGCUUUGAUGGCCAACGAAUUUUACAAUCUUGAUAUCGCGUGUGUGCCACCAUAUCUUGUUCCGCAAGGCCCGAAUGCGUCGCCACAAUAUCAGUCGUGUAAUAUUCAAGGCAGCAAGCCGGGCAGCCUGACAGUUAGUGGUGCAGACUACAUUCAGACAGCUUUCACAUACUCUAGAGCCCAUCUCUGGCGCAACUUCGGCAUCAUCACGGCGUUCUGGCUCUUCUUUGUAUUUCUUACCAUGUUGGGUAUGGAAAUGCAGAAGCCGAACUCUGGUGGUGGGGAUGUUACGAUCUUCAAACGUGGCCAAGCCCCAAAGUCUGUUGCCAAGCCAGGCGAUACAUCUGAGGAUGAGGAGAAGAAAGCGGGUGCAGCAGACAUUAAGAUUGAAGAGGAAGAUUCGAGUAGCUCCGACUCGAUGCACAAUAUCAAGACGUUAGCUAGAAAUGACUCGGUCUUCACCUUCACAGAUGUCAAUUAUACAAUCUCUUACGGUAAAGGCGAAAGAAAGCUGCUUUCCAACGUUCAAGGUUUCGUUCGGCCUGGCAAAUUGACCGCGCUGAUGGGAGCCUCCGGAGCCGGUAAAACGACCUUGUUGAAUACCAUAGCACAACGCAUCAAUUUUGGUGUUGUAACCGGUGACUUUCUCGUGGAUGGCAAACCUCUUCCAAAGUCCUUCCAAAGAGCGACUGGCUUUGCUGAGCAGAUGGAUAUUCACGAGCCGACUGCGACAAUUCGAGAGGCCCUCAGAUUCUCCGCUCUCCUGCGUCAGCCGAAUGAAGUACCUAUCGAAGAGAAGUAUGAAUAUUGCGAACGCAUCAUCGAUCUCCUUGAGAUGCGUUCAAUUGCAGGGGCAACCAUUGGCCAAAUAGGCAGUGGUCUGAAUCAAGAACAGCGCAAGCGCGUCACCAUUGGCGUCGAACUUGCUGCUAAGCCAGAGCUGCUCUUGUUUUUGGACGAGCCGACAUCGGGCUUGGACUCUGGAGCUGCAUUCAAUAUCAUCCGCUUCCUUCGCAAACUGGCCGACAAUGGUCAAGCUCUGCUUGUGACAAUCCAUCAACCCUCAUCAGUCCUCUUUGAGCAUUUCGAUGAGCUCAUCCUCCUGAAAGCUGGUGGCCGUAUCGUUUAUCACGGUGAAUUAGGAAAGGACUCACGUCAUUUGAUCAAUUACUUUGAGCGCAAUGGCGCACCCGAGUGUCCUCCACGCGCCAAUCCCGCUGAAUACAUGCUGGAAUCUAUCGGUGCCGGAGAUCCGGACUACGCGGGUCAAGAUUGGGGCGACGUAUGGAAUGCUUCACCAGAGCACGAAAUGCUAAAAGCCGAAAUUCAGUCUAUGAUUGCAUCGCGACGAAAUGCAACUUCAGAUCACAAGACAGAUCAUGACAGAGAGUACGCCAUGCCUCUUGUCACUCAAAUCUACACCGUCGUCUAUCGUGCUUUCACAAGUUACUGGCGUGAACCGGACUACUUGAUUGGCAAGUUUAUGCUACAUAUCUUCACUGGCCUCUUCAAUACCUUCACCUUCUACCACAUCGGUAAUAGCUACAUUGAUAUGCAGUCUCGCCUCUUUUCAAUCUUCAUGACUCUUACCAUUUCACCACCUCUGAUCCAGCAGCUCCAGCCCAAGUUCCUCGGAUUCAGGAACCUAUACAAAAGCCGAGAGGCCAAUUCAAAGAUCUACUCCUGGGUAGCUUUCACAAUCGCUGCCGUCCUCGUUGAACUCCCCUACAGCAUCGUAGCCGGAACGAUCUACUAUCAAUGCUGGUGGUGGGGUGCUGUAGGACGUGAAGCCACGAAGUUUCAAUCAGCAUAUACAUGGCUCCUGCUCAUGUUGUUUGAGAUCUACUAUGUCGGUUUUGGCCAAGCCAUUGCCGCUUUCUCUCCAAACCCACUCCUCGCUUCCCUUCUGGUCCCGGUAUUCUUCCUAUUUGUCGUCUCCUUCUGUGGUGUCGUCGUUCCUUACGCCGCUCUUCCGACAUUCUGGCGGGACUGGAUGUACCGGCUCUCCCCUUUCACAUACCUGCUCGAAGGCUUCCUUAGUGCUGCUGUACACGGUCGUAAGGUUGUAUGUGCCAAGAAUGAAUUUGCACGCUAUUCUCCUCCUCCUGGUGAGACUUGCCAGUCCUACACGCAACCUUUCAUUGAACAAGCUGGUGGAUAUGUACGGGAUGGUGCGAAUGGAUUGUGUGAAUUCUGUCAAUACGCGAAUGGCGAUGAGUUCGCAAAGAGGUUUAAUGUCUCCUAUGGCAAUAUUUGGAGGGAUUAUGGAAUCUUUUGGGCCUUUUGCAUCUUUAAUUUUGUUGUGGUGUUCGCAGCAAGCUGGGCUUAUCUGGGUGGUGUGAAGAACUUGAAGAAGAGAUUUUCAAGAGAGGCAAAAUCUACGGAGGGCACCGCGGAGGAAAAAGCAUGA